AUCCCACCAAUCUUCACGUCAGUGGUACGACUGGACCCCUGUCACUACGACCCUGCAUGCAAUGACGUAAGCGGCCCAACAUAUCCUCAGCUGGUACGCUUCGACGUUUUCUCAUACAUAAGACAAUCACACGGAACGUAUAUCGACCUUAAAUGGCCCCUGAUAACCUGGUCCUGUGGUGCAUACCUCGUCUCGCUGAGGUGGAUCUUCCUCACCGAAAGUAAUCAGUAUGAGUGUGGCUCGAGCAUGCUUACAGUGCAGAGCCUCAAAGGCCAAGUGUGAUUGUGUUCGUCCUAGAUGUGGUCGUUGUAUUCAUCGCCGGCUGGCCUGCUCCGGCUAUCCACAAGACGAGAGUUUCAUCUUCUUGGACGAAAAUGAUGUUGCUCAGAGAAAUUCAGAACGGGCACGGAGCCGUCGCAAUGAGAGUCAAAUGAUCCCGAUCUCCUUCGACCUGGCUGCAUCCCAGGGGAGUUCCGCGCCGACAUUCACCGAGAGAACCAGUACACUGCGAAAGCAACUAUAUCACUGGUUAAAUGAGCGUGAAUUGACAGAAAUACCGCCCGUGCUACAAUUGGACAUGGAGACUCAGGCCGUGAGUCGGUUUUUUGUCAACUGGACCCUAUAUCCCUGCAACCUUGGGCUUUCGCCAGGAUAUAUGGACCAAGUUCCGAAACUAUACUCCAAUGCCGCGCCGCAUUCAAUUUUGUGGCUUGCAGUGCAAGCCGUUGCCUUCGCCGAUAUGAAGUACUAUGGCCCCGGAUACGACCAGCUCUCAGCCACCGCGCUGCAAUAUUACGGUUUAGCUUUGGCUCUCUUGAGAACGCUUGCUGCCGAUGAGGAACGAAUACUGGAUGACCAAGUACUUGCGGCUCUUUUGUUGAUCGAUGAUUUCGAGUCAUUGUUCCUAGGACGAACGGAACCGCUUGGCCCUCACAGCCAGGGCCUCAAACAUAUUCUUCAUGCGAGAGGCGACGCACAGCUCUUUCGUCGAUCAAGCUUCUCCCUUUGGCUUCUCGCCCUCCAUCGGCUAGUAGCACGACAGAUCCUGCUCUACGAGGAGCCCGACGAUCAACAGACGGCAUGGAUCGACAAGUUGGAUCUUGAUUGGGUGCCCUUACGCAUAUUCUCCGACAUCUAUAAAAUGAACGUACUUUCUUCUGAGGCGAAUAAACUGCGACAAGGCGAAAAUAGCCGUCCCAUACCGCGCGAGAGCAUCGAGCAAGCUAGACAACUCGCAGACUCAACUCUACUUCUUCUGCGCUCAGUCGAGACAUGGCCAAUGAUGACAAUUGACCAUUGGAAAGCAGAGACGGUCGAUCCCAACACUAUUUCCGAGACGGACAGCCUGCCAAACCUUCCGAUGCCACAGUUCACAUGCCCCCGGGUACUCAGCUACCAUGAUAUAUGGUCAGCAUAUAUGUGGAGUUUCCAUGCUGCCAGCCAAAUCAUCUUACGCGAGUCUCUGAUUGACACCUUUGAGUUGAUUGGCUUGAGUCAAUUGGAAGCAGGUGAUCCGGAGGAUACGGACCAGAUACAACACCAGACGGAGGUUAUACACAGACUGUCUGCUGUCCUCAUUCGAUCUUUUCCUCAGCUCUUGGGCUUCGUUCACAAAGAUACCUCGGAGGGACAUUUCCGACUGCAAGGGGGAACGGCUGGUAGAGCCUUGGUUCUCUUCCCAAUGCGCGUGCUUCAAAUGUCCUCCUUCAGUCCUCCUGAGCACAAACAAACUGCCCUGGCAGUCAUUGAAUGGGUCAAUUCCACGUAUAGGUUGGGGUAAAGGACAAUUAUGUUUCAAUUUCUG
This is a messenger RNA of Exophiala viscosa, 1804 nucleotides long. RefSeq lists its product as uncharacterized. The record is from RefSeq and is a predicted model, not a curated record. Gene Ontology annotation, biological process: regulation of DNA-templated transcription. The transcript is spliced from 3 exons. Gene Ontology annotation, molecular function: zinc ion binding; DNA-binding transcription factor activity, RNA polymerase II-specific. Lineage: Eukaryota; Fungi; Ascomycota; Eurotiomycetes; Chaetothyriales; Herpotrichiellaceae. Bases 230 to 1780 code for a protein of 516 amino acids.